Molecule: messenger RNA, 5763 nt
Organism: Telopea speciosissima
Lineage: Eukaryota; Viridiplantae; Streptophyta; Magnoliopsida; Proteales; Proteaceae
Product: DNA-directed RNA polymerase II subunit RPB1
Exons: 14
Coding region: 120-5621 (1833 amino acids)
Biological process (GO): transcription by RNA polymerase II
Cellular component (GO): RNA polymerase II, core complex
Molecular function (GO): DNA binding
Source: RefSeq, a predicted model, not a curated record
AAUUGUAUCAGAGGAAUAACUGCCAGGCUCUUUCUCUUCCCUCUUUCUCUACCUGAAACCCUAGUUUUGUUUUAUUUUACUUUUCAUUUUGUGAGUUCCUUCUCUAUUGAUCUGUCGCCAUGGAUACGCGAUACCAGUUUUCCCCGGCGGAGGUCAAGAAAGUACGCCGAGUUCAGUUUGGCAUAAUAAGUGCUGAUGAAAUUAGGCAAAUGUCAGUGGUGCAGAUCGAGCACAGCGAGACGACCGAGAAGGGAAAGCCGAAGCCUGGUGGCUUGAGCGACCCUCGACUCGGUACCAUUGAUCGGAAGGUGAAGUGUGAGACCUGUAAUGCUAACAUGGCGGAAUGUCCUGGGCAUUUUGGGCACCUUGAGCUUGCUAAGCCUAUGUUUCAUAUCGGAUUCAUGAAGACUGUACUCAGUAUCAUGAGAUGUGUUUGCUUCAACUGUUCUAAAAUUCUUAUCGAUGAGGACGAUCACAAGUUUAAGCAAGCUCUUCGGAUUAGAAAUCCAAAACAUAGACUUAGGAAGAUUCUGGAUGCCUGUAAGAACAAGGCCAAAUGUGAAGGUGGUGAUGAUAUAAAUGUUGAAGGUCAAGAGUCUGAAGAACCAGUGAAGAAGAGUCGGGGGGGCUGUGGUGCCCAACAACCGAAGCUCACCAUUGAAGGUAUGAAAAUGGUUGCGGAAUACAAGGCUCAGAGGAAGAAAAGUGAUGACCAGGAUCAACUUCCUGAACCUGUUGAAAGAAAACAACAGCUUUCUGCAGAAAGGGUUUUAAGUGUUCUAAAGAGGAUAAGUGACGAAGACUGUCUAAAAUUAGGUCUGAAUCCUGAAUAUGCCCGCCCAGAUUGGAUGAUUUUACAAGUCCUUCCAAUUCCUCCUCCUCCUGUGAGACCUUCUGUCAUGAUGGAUACUUCAUCAAGGAGUGAGGAUGAUUUGACCCAUCAGUUGGCGAUGAUCAUUAGACAUAAUGAGAAUCUGAGGAGACAGGAGAGAAAUGGAGCUCCAGCACACAUAAUCUCUGAAUUUGCACAGUUAUUGCAAUUCCACAUAGCCACAUAUUUUGAUAAUGAGCUUCCAGGUCAGCCCAGGGCUACACAGCGAUCUGGAAGGCCUAUUAAAUCAAUUUGUAGCAGGCUUAAGGCCAAGGAAGGUCGGAUUAGAGGCAACUUGAUGGGCAAACGUGUAGAUUUUUCAGCACGGACAGUCAUUACACCAGAUCCAACCAUCAACAUUGAUCAGUUGGGGGUGCCAUGGAGCAUUGCUUUAAACUUAACGUAUCCAGAAACUGUGACUCCAUAUAACAUUGAAAGGUUGAAAGAACUUGUUGAAUUUGGGCCUCAUCCUCCACCGGGAAAAACCGGUGCCAAGUAUAUCAUUAGAGAAGAUGGGCAGAGGCUAGAUCUUCGGUACUUGAAGAAAAGUAGUGAUCACCAUCUGGAGCUUGGUUACAAGGUUGAGAGACACCUUCAGGAUGGAGAUUUUGUUCUUUUUAAUCGACAACCAAGUCUCCAUAAAAUGUCUAUAAUGGGACACAGAAUCAAGAUUAUGCCAUACUCAACCUUUCGCUUGAACUUGUCAGUGACUUCGCCAUACAAUGCUGAUUUUGAUGGUGAUGAAAUGAACAUGCAUGUUCCUCAGUCAUUUGAAACAAGGGCAGAAGUCUUGGAGCUCAUGAUGGUACCUAAAUGUAUUGUGUCGCCUCAAUCAAAUAGGCCUGUUAUGGGCAUUGUCCAGGAUACACUGUUAGGAUGCCGAAAGAUAACCAAAAGAGACACAUUCAUUGAGAAGGAUGUUUUUAUGAAUAUCUUGAUGUGGUGGGAGGAUUUUGAUGGAAAAAUACCUGCUCCAGCAAUUUUGAAGCCUAGACCUCUUUGGACGGGAAAGCAAGUGUUUAAUCUUAUCAUUCCAAAACAGAUAAAUCUCUUGAGAGUAUCAGCUUGGCACUCGGAGUCUGAAACAGGAUUUAUAACUCCAGGUGAUACUCAAGUUCGAAUAGAGAAAGGGGAGCUUCUGUCAGGCACUCUUUGUAAAAAGGCACUUGGAACAUCUACUGGAAGUCUUAUUCACGUAAUCUGGGAAGAGGUUGGUCCAGAUGCAGCCCGCAAAUUUUUGGGACAUACUCAAUGGCUUGUUAACUAUUGGCUUCUGCAGAAUGCUUUUAGUAUUGGAAUUGGGGACACAAUUGCUGAUGCGGCGACCAUGGAAAAAAUCAAUGAAACAAUAUCUAAAGCAAAGAAUGAAGUGAAAGAACUUAUCAGGGCUGCUCAGGAAAAGCAGCUGGAGCCUGAACCUGGUAGAACGAUGAUGGAUUCAUUUGAAAACAGAGUCAACCAGGUGUUAAACAAAGCUCGUGAUGAUGCUGGUAGUAGUGCCCAGAAGAGCUUGUCAGAGAGUAACAAUCUCAAGGCAAUGGUUACUGCAGGUUCAAAGGGUAGUUUCAUUAAUAUUUCACAAAUGACUGCUUGUGUCGGACAGCAGAAUGUUGAAGGUAAGCGUAUUCCUUUUGGGUUCAUAGAUCGAACAUUACCCCAUUUCACCAAGGAUGACUAUGGGCCUGAAAGUCGUGGCUUUGUGGAGAACUCGUAUCUGCGUGGGUUGACACCACAGGAGUUCUUUUUCCAUGCUAUGGGAGGUAGGGAAGGUUUAAUUGAUACUGCAGUCAAGACCUCUGAAACUGGGUAUAUCCAAAGGCGACUCGUGAAGGCUAUGGAGGAUAUAAUGGUCAAAUAUGAUGGGACUGUCAGGAACUCACUGGGGGAUGUUAUUCAGUUUCUUUAUGGAGAAGAUGGUAUGGAUGCUGUUUGGAUUGAAACACAGAAGUUGGACUCCCUAAAAAUGAAGAAAUCUGAGUUUAGCAAGGUUUUCAGAUAUGAGAUUGAUGAUGAAAACUGGAACCCCAGUUAUAUGUUACCAGAACAUGUUGAAGAUCUGAAAACCAUUCGGGAGUUCCGCAAUGUCUUUGAUGCAGAAGUUCAGAAACUGGAAGCGGAUAGGUACCAGCUUGGCACAGAGAUUGCCACAACGGGUGAUAACUCCUGGCCUAUGCCGGUGAACCUCAAGCGGCUUAUAUGGAAUGCACAGAAAACAUUCAAGGUUGACUUGAGGAGGCCAUCUGAUAUGCAUCCUAUGGAGAUUGUGGAGGCUGUUGAUAAACUUCAGGAGAGGCUGAAGGUUGUUCCUGGUGAUGAUUUUCUGAGUAUGGAAGCCCAGAAAAACGCCACCCUUUUUUUUAACAUCUUGCUUCGUAGUACAUUUGCCAGUAAAAGGGUAUUGAAAGAAUACAGGCUUACACGUGAAGCGUUUGAGUGGGUUAUUGGUGAGAUAGAAUCUCGUUUCUUACAGUCACUAGUUGCCCCAGGAGAAAUGAUUGGGUGUGUUGCUGCUCAAUCUAUUGGCGAGCCUGCUACUCAAAUGACUUUGAACACCUUCCAUUAUGCUGGUGUCAGUGCGAAGAAUGUCACUCUGGGUGUUCCUAGGCUGAGGGAAAUUAUUAAUGUUGCUAAAAAAAUCAAAACUCCUUCACUGUCUGUUUACCUGAAGCCUGAAGUGAACAAGACAAAAGAGAGGGCGAAGAAUGUCCAAUGUGCUCUGGAAUACACUACUCUGCGGAGUGUGACCCAAGCUACUGAAGUGUGGUAUGAUCCAGAUCCAAUGAGCACCAUAAUUGAAGAGGAUGUUGAUUUUGUCAAGUCAUACUAUGAAAUGCCAGAUGAAGAGGUUGCCCCAGAGAAAAUUUCUCCCUGGCUUCUUCGCAUCGAGUUAAAUCGUGAGAUGAUGGUGGAUAAAAAACUGAGUAUGGCUGACAUAGCAGAGAAGAUUAAUCUUGAAUUUGAUGAUGAUUUAACUUGUAUAUUUAAUGAUGACAAUGCUGAGAAGCUGAUCCUCCGCAUCCGCAUAAUGAAUGAUGAGGCUCCAAAGGGUGAAUUGCAGGAUGAAUCUGCCGAGGAUGAUGUUUUCCUAAAAAAGAUUGAGAGUAACAUGCUGACUGAAAUGGCCCUUCGAGGUAUCCCAGAUAUCAAUAAAGUUUUUAUCAAGUCAGGAAAAGUAAAUAGAUUCGACGAGAGUGAAGGGUUUAAGCCAGAAGUUGAGUGGAUGCUGGAUACUGAAGGCGUCAAUCUUUUAGCUGUUAUGUGUCAUGAGGAUGUCGAUGCCACACGGACAACAAGUAACCACUUGAUUGAAGUGAUUGAAGUUUUGGGAAUAGAGGCUGUUCGUCGAGCACUUUUAGAUGAGUUGAGAGUGGUUAUAUCUUUUGAUGGAUCUUAUGUAAAUUAUAGGCACCUGGCCAUCCUCUGUGAUACCAUGACUUAUCGGGGUCACCUGAUGGCCAUCACCCGUCAUGGUAUUAAUCGGAAUGAUACUGGGCCAAUGAUGAGAUGCUCAUUUGAAGAAACUGUGGACAUUCUUCUCGAUGCGGCUGUUUAUGCUGAAACAGAUCAUCUAAGGGGUGUUACUGAGAAUAUUAUGCUAGGUCAGCUUGCUCCAAUCGGCACUGGUGAUUGUGCCUUGUAUCUGAAUGAUCAGAUGUUGCAGCAAGCCAUUGAACUCCAACUCCCUAGUUAUAUGGAAGGUUUGGAUUUUGGCAUGACACCUUCCCGUUCACCGAUUACUGGAACUCCAUAUAAUGAGGGCAUGAUGUCACCUAGUUAUUUGCUGAGCCCAAAUAUUCGUUCUUCACCUAUAUCAGAUGCUCAAUUUUCUCCUUAUGUCGGUGGAAUGGCAUUCUCACCUACUUCAUCCCCAGGCUACAGUCCAUCUUCUCCUGGAUACAGCCCCACCUCUCCUGGUUAUAGCCCCACCUCUCCUGGCUACAGCCCCACCUCACCAGGUUACAGCCCCACUUCCCCAACAUACAGCCCCAGCUCUCCUGGUUACAGUCCAACCAGUCCUGCAUAUUCUCCGACAAGUCCAUCGUAUUCCCCAACCUCACCCAGCUAUAGUCCUACCUCACCGAGCUACAGCCCUACCUCUCCCAGUUACAGCCCUACAUCUCCCAGUUACAGCCCUUCUUCUCCCAGUUACAGCCCUACUUCUCCAGCCUAUAGUCCUACUUCUCCGGCCUAUAGUCCGACAUCUCCUGCAUACAGUCCAACCUCACCAUCUUAUAGCCCAACAUCGCCAUCAUACAGCCCGACCUCACCAUCGUACAGCCCGACCUCGCCAUCAUACAGCCCGACCUCUCCAUCAUACAGCCCAACCUCUCCUGCAUAUAGCCCGACAUCUCCAGGGUACAGCCCGACCUCACCAAGUUACAGCCCGACAUCUCCAAGCUACAGUCCAACGUCUCCAAGUUACAAUCCUCCAUCUGCAAAAUACAGUCCAUCACUGGCGUACUCCCCAAGUAGCCCGAGGCUGUCACCCACCAGUCCAUAUAGUCAGUCGUCUCCAAAUUACAGUCCAACAUCGCCAUCUUAUUCGCCAACUUCUCCAUCUUAUUCCCCACCAAGCCCCACCUACAGUCCUAGCAGUCCGUACAAUUCUGGUGUCAGUCCAGAUUACAGCCCUAGUUCUCCUCAGUACAGUCCAAGUGCGGGUUAUUCUCCGACUGCGCCAGGCUAUUCACCUUCAUCUACCAGCCAGUACACCCCACAAGCCAACAAAGAUGAAGGGAGCACCCGCUGAAGAAUACAUAUUCUGUAGUAGAUAGAAUGUAACUCUUUUAGAUGGACAAAAAUAUGCGGACUUUCAAAACCUAGAUAAAUGGUCAUUUGAGGAAAUUGGGGAUUCUUAGAAUAUGAUUUGUGUGCAUAUAAGAUCGGGAAGU